CGCCCUGUCUCACGUUGCCUUGCUGUCACAUUUGAGCGGUCGUCAUUGUCCUGUAGUGUCGCGAGUCAAUAAAAACACAACACACACACACACAGCACACGAUACGCAACAACAGGCGGCGAGUACACACUUAACAUACGCACGCGUACACAACACAGACGUUCACGCAACAGCAUACACAGCAGCAGCAGCACACCACGUUGAAGGAAGACAAACAAACCAUCAUGAACCCUCAGUACCAACGCUUGGACGAGGCCGGUGGCUACCGACCGGGUCCCAUGGGGGUCCCGAUGCAAGACGUGUGCGCCGGGGUGGUCGUGGUGGGGCCGGGAUACGAUCGCGGGGGUCCACCCCCAUCGUCUGGGUCGCCUCCCGGCAUGGUGAACGCCGGCCCCUGGGAGUCGGGCAUCGUGUCGGAAGUCCGCGACUAUUUGGCGUGGUCGCUGUGCAGCAUGAUGCACGUCAACGUGUGCUGCCUUGGAUUCCUGGCGGCUGUUUUCUCCAUCAAGGCCCGGGAUCGCAAACAUCUGCACGACGUGGCGGGUGCACGUCACUACGGCAACAUCUCGCUGACCCUCAACAUCAUCGCGUUGCUGCUUGGCCUGGUGGUGUGCGGGCUGUUCAUAUACGGCGUGAUUAUGCUCGCCAACAGCUACGUCGACAUCAUGCACAAGCUGGACCACGAGAAUCAACCCUCCACCUUCAACAACAACAACAUGAUUGGGUAGUUGUUGCCCACGUGGGUUGUUGUGUAGGGAUGGGCUAGGAGGGGAAGCCAGGCACGUGGGUGUGGGAACAAGGAAGUUGGGGUAGCGCGAAAGGUUUUAUUCGCGAAUUUGUGGCUUGCAUACUUCGCGUUGGGUUUUUUUUGUGCAAAAGGUGGAAAGUUGCCUUAUCAGUUGCAAGUUGAUAUUAGUGGUAAUAUGGCCGAAUUGGAUUGCUGCAUGGCCAGUAUUUUCACUAGAUAUUGGCGGAAAGCGCUUGUACAAUUUGGAAGAAUGUUUCAUUCCCUGCCAAAUGUUGGUUGGGGGAAAUUGUUCUCCCAAAUAAUUAGUAAAAAGUGCCUCCGCCAACAAAUUGAGACCCGCACGGUGUAUUAAGCCUUAAAAUGGUAUUGCAGUCAACUUUACAAAGAAUUUGACUUUUUAAAUACGUGAAAAUAUAAUUUUAACUAAAUUGUGUUUGCGGGGAAAGGGAUUUGAAAACAAUAAUUUCAACAAAAAUAUCUACCAGCACCACCCCCACUGAUUUUUUUUUUACUUUACUUCUUCAAAAAGACCCAGACUGUAAAAUUGUAGGAUCACGUUAAGAUUCACAUCUUGACGAAACGGCCGAUUCACUUUACAUCGUGUCAGCGAUUUGCUUGAUUUUUUUUGCCAAAAUAAUCGCAGAGGAAAGCCAACAUCGUUGUGACAAAGACCACCCGUAUAGCCUUUAACGGAAUGAUGGGGCAAGUGCUGUUGAAGGCUGGCAUGGCGCACAACAGGGGUGGGUGGCCAACACCAUACCCGGCCGGCCGCCUUUGUCUCCCCAGUGCUGAUAUUUAAACAACAGGCUGAGUGGACAAAGGGGUAGGCCCAGGACCGGUUCAGAUAAUCAUCACUGGUGUUGGCCGUGAGCGGGAAUCCAACUUGGGUCGCCGGGUUCGUAGCGCUGCACGCUAACCGGUGCACUACAGACACACACAAUAUGCAUUCAGAGCAAACAAAUCAAUACAUGAUACUUCAUAGCAGUUUAUACGGGAACCCAUUGUACGCGUCAAUCACCGGCAGUGCCUGAACUAAUCCAAUCAACGUGAUUUGUUUGACACCUGCCGAGGAGAACCCUCAAGGACUGCAGUUGAAACUUCCGUCCCGUUUACCACCCGAUGAACAAGCAGCAAAUAUUUAACCAACAGUAGCACUUGUUUCGUCGCUGACUUAAUUUCACUUUUAAAAAGGGAUCUUUAUUUUUACGAGGUGGAUGUAGACGAAAGAAUCGCACGUGCUGUUUUAGUAUAAUCACAUUGGUGUUGCUUUAGAUAGGUGUCUUUUUUAUUAAUAUGGAUAAAAGCUCAAGGGACAGUCCUAAAAUGUCUUGCUUGUGCAGUUGCUGGUGGAAGGGUAUCCACUGGAGGGAGCCCUGGAGGACUAAUACGAGUCCAGUAAAAGCUUGGAUUGCGAGUAACUUUGUCUGCGAGUGUUUUGCAAGACGAGCAUUUUUUUAAAAUAUAUUUUAACUUGAUGGACGAGCGAGGUCUUGCAAUACGAGCAGUACGUAUACGCUUUGUCUGCCGAGCGUCACGUGAUCACAACUGAGCCGAUGGUUCUUCUCUCUCGCUGCGGGAUUGUGGGUAAUCGUCUCCCAUGCUCGGUCUCAGUCGGCGUGCCUCACUCGUAUAGUCAACAUCCGUGCGAGCGUACAGUAUACUGUUUACUAGUGUUGUGAUCACGUGUGUGUGCAUAAAGCGUUUUUUUUUUAUUUUGUGUCCAAGUGUAGUGACUGUUCUUUAGUACACAUUUCCGCGAAAUCCUCAAAAGGAGGCAAAAACAAGUGUCAUUGGAUAUGUUCCUUGUUAAAGUCGCACAAAAAGAAAAAUAUUCCAGUGAGCCAACAGAUAGCAGUGAUUCCAUUAGUGACAGUGAAAGUCAUCCUACACAAUAACCCUCCUCCUCUCCUCUCUCUCGUCUCCCUCACACCAGCCACGAUUAAAUUUAAUGAAUACAUUUGAUUACUUUAUAUUCAAUUUAAAUAAUACAAAUAUUAAAAGGUAUUUUGUAUUAAUCAUUUUUUAUGAAUAUUUUCGGGUUGUGGAACGAAUCAUCUGAGUUUCCAUUAUUUCUUAUGGGGAAAUUCGCUUUGAUAUACGAGUGCUUUGGAUUACAAACACGUUUCCGAAACGAAUUAUGCUCGCAAUCCAAGGUUUUACUGUGAUGCACGUUACACUACAGGCAGUCCCCGGGUUACAGAAGGGUUAGGUUCCAGAGAACGAUCCGUAACCCAAAUUACCCGUAUGUCGGAAACUGAACAAUUUCCCCCCCCCAAACUCGAGAUUAAUUCCAUUUUACCUUAAUCCUCGUGAAGCUCGUGGGAGGUAUGAGGCGGCCGCCCGCUUUACGCCUCGCUCCGCGGUGUUCGUCCGCAACCUCACUGCGCUGCACUGCUUGCGUUUGCACAACUAAGGCAAACAUUUACACGUCUUAAAUUUUUUUAACACUUUAGGGGGACCAUUUUCGUGAGGUCGGAUUUCCGCAAGUCGGGUCUUACGCAACCCGGGAACUAUUGUAGUGGAUUUCCUCUCUUUAAUGCGGCUUUAUUUCGUGCCAUUUCCCGUAUAUAUCCAGAUAACCUAUUUAUACCCAAAAUUCGCUCAGCACGGUUUAAAUUCACUACACACGCGGCUUUACAGUUUGACGUGGGACAACAUUGUGUGUGUGUGUCGCAGAACCGGCCCUAGACCUUUGGGUGCCCUAAGCAAAAUAUGGUUGGAGGCCCCUUUGAUGUAUGAUUUUUUUCACCCACGAGCUAGCAGUGACUCUAGGGGGCCCUCUGCUGGCCACGGGGCCCUUUGCAAUUGCAAGGGUCGCUUAGUGGCUGGGCCGGCUCUGGUGUGUCGUAUAAAGUGUGUGUACUGUGUCAGGUCUCCGUGCAGUUUUUCUUUGUGCGCCAUUUUCUUUGAACGCAUCUACCGCAUAAAGCCACGGGUGGCGAGAUGUUAGCUACCUCGCCUGGUACACAGGAGGUCAUGGGUUCGAUCCAGACCCUGACGGCUGUCAAUAUGGAGUUUGCAAGUUUUCUUCCCACGGUCGCGUAGAUUGUUCUUCGUGUCUAGAAUCAUCCGUUUGGACUAUUUGGCUGCUAACAAUGAGGAAAGUUUCUUCAACUGGCACCCUCCCCCCCACACCACCGCUACUGUCCACCGAUUAAUACCAUCGGCAGGCAGGUCGUGUCUGGUAAGAUAAAAUGUGGGCAUUUCCACCUCUUCCAAGACGCCCACUUCCCCACUUACCAGCUUGCGAAAAGUAGGCCAAAACACUUUGCGGAGGGGCUCUGUGGAAACAGCUGCCUGUAGUGGAAUCCCUUCGGCUAGCGUGGCAUUGAUGCAAGCAAUUGCAGGGCUGCGCCUUUACCUUUCACGCACGUUGUUCUGCUUCCAGCACUGAGAGUGCCCUUAUUUUUGUGUGGUAGGAACGUGUGUGUGUGUGUGAGAGCUCUCGUUAUAUUUUUCUUAUUAUUGAGAAAUCGUCAUCUGGUUAGGCGACCUUUGUGUUAGAAGAAUUUGUUGGAAUGCAACUUUAUACUUUUAUAAUGUUUGUUGUGUAUGGUGUUUUUGUUUGCCAUCCAUCUAUUUAGAGCCAAAACCCGCAGCUUCCUCACUACUGCUUAAAAUAAAUAGUGUGCUUCUGUGAAUAACAACACAUUUUAAGCAACCUAAUGCGUGCAUUGUAAGCGAUAAAAAAUGUACAGAUCACAACACUCCCACUUCGUGCCAAGGAGUUAUUCACCAACGAUAACAAAACAAGUGUAAUGUGUGCAGUCAGGAUAGCCUGAGUUUAUUGAAGGUUGCAUUCAGGAUGGUCCUGCAUUGCGAUAUGGAGUAAGCUGGAGUACCCAGAUAAAUCCAAGGGGAUGACACUGUAAGACAGGGUUACCCCACACUCCAGGCCUCCCGUGACCCACUAAGCGAAUUAACACUGCGGCAAGAGAGCCAAUUCACAUGAAUUCUAGAUUUGAAGCUUUCGUAACUGCAAGGAUUCAUACUCUUGGGCUUUUUCGGUAAAGUCACGUAGGUAAAAACAUAGAAAUAAAAUUAUUUUAUUAAAUAAAAAUGAAAUUAAUAAUAGAAAUCAUUUUUUAUUAUUAUUUUAUUUCUAUUAUUACUUUUAUUUUACAUUUUUACCUACGUGACUUUACCGAAAAAGCCUAAGAGUAAUUCACAUGAAGCUUGCGAUCUCCGUGUGCCCUUGACGCAGCGGGAAUUGCUUAACCACAGCGCGUGGGACGUGUUUAACAAUCAUCAGGCGCGUGCGGCGUGGAACGAGUUAAUUCGCAUGUUAAAUGCCGCGUUAAUUUGGGCAAAUGCGGAGAGACGGAGUAGCGUGAUAGUUCGCGAGGACUGGAGUUUCGGAAAUCCUGAUCUCAGGUCUGCACACAUGGCUUCAAAAAGGACACCCUCAGUGGCCGAAUCCACCUGACCGUGCACUGAUCGUGAUUAAUUUGAUUGCCGUGUGGUGGAGUUCAAAUAUUUGCCCACUCGGACGUGUGGAUGAUGGGAGAGGCGCUAUAUAAUGACGUGGUUCUUGUUGCCAUUCGUGUUUAUUUUGAUCGAACGCAAUUUGUAGGAGGAAAGGGACGAGAAUUGCGCGGUUGUUUGUUGGGAAAGUGAUAAGAUUGUAACAUUCUAAAGUUUUAGUCGCUUUUAUAUCGCUGUAAACCAUUAAAGCGAACAUUUUUGAUGCUCACAA
This is a messenger RNA of Lethenteron reissneri (Far Eastern brook lamprey), 5444 nucleotides long. RefSeq names its product interferon-induced transmembrane protein 1-like. The record is from RefSeq and is a predicted model, not a curated record. Gene Ontology annotation, biological process: defense response to virus; type I interferon-mediated signaling pathway; response to type II interferon. Lineage: Eukaryota; Metazoa; Chordata; Hyperoartia; Petromyzontiformes; Petromyzontidae. Gene Ontology annotation, cellular component: plasma membrane.